Messenger RNA from Peniophora sp. CBMAI 1063, 1518 nucleotides. NCBI's taxonomy places the organism in Eukaryota, Fungi, Basidiomycota, Agaricomycetes, Russulales, Peniophoraceae. The record is from the annotation of a GenBank genome assembly.
AUGCCACCAACUGCUGAGGUCGCGCCACAGCGAGCGGAGUCGAAUAGCUCUACAGCUCCAGCCAGACCCUCUCUCAGACUUAGCGAAGACGUGAAAAGGGAUGCCAAAGGAUCUAUCCGACUUGCUAUCGAUGCCUUGAGCGCUGUAGCUUCCGUGACCGAGGACCUACCGUAUAUCGGGGCUGUGUCCGGCGCUCUCAACGCCAUGAUGAAGAUAUAUACCGAGGUCGGGGCGUACAGAUCGGAAUGGAAGGCCGUUGCGAGUACCUCGCAGAAGAUCAAAGAGAUCGUGGACGAAGCGCACGCCAAAUGCGUCAAGCUGGUUGACGGUCGCGGAGGGAGCUUGCCUCCCGUCAUCUUGGAACCACUUUAUCGACUCGAGGAAUCGCUCAUCAUCACGGUCACGACGCUUAACGCCUGUAUGCCCGUGGCUGCGAACACUCGUUCUCUCCGUUUCCGGAAGCGAAUGCAAGGCUAUAUCCGCGAAGUGUUGAACCGCGGUGACCUUGCAGACAAGGUCAAACAGUGCCGGUCAGACAUGCAGACAACCCUUGAGCUAUUCAACACGAGGUUGAACAUCGACCACGCCCUCCGAAUGCAGUACCUUGUCGACAUGAUCGAGCAGUGGAAUAGGAAGAUGCCUCGACCUCGCGUGACAUCCACAUCCUUGAAACUCCCUCCCGCGCCUGCCAUCUUUCACGGGCGCUCUGAAGAAGUCCAUCAUGCUGUGAAUCUGAUUCUCUACCAGGCCCCAGCUCGAGUGGCUUUGCUCGGUCCUGGUGGUAUCGGAAAGACCUCCAUCGCGCUUUCCGUCAUACAUCACCGUCGCGUUACGGAGCGUUAUGGCGAACAUCGUUAUUUCAUGUCUUGCGAAGCGGUUACGACUGCCGAGGGUGUUCUACAGGGACUCGCCAAGAUCUUCGGACUCAAGCCUGAUGGUGGUAUAGAUGCAACGCCGAUGAACGUCCUGCUAUCUCAUCUCGUGACUCAACCAGCGCUUGUACUGUGUUUGGAUAAUCUCGAAACACCGUGGGACGUGGAUGGCCCCGGAGUAGAGGAUCUGUUGGAGAACAUAGCAAACAUUUCUCGUGUCACCUUGAUUGUCACUAUUCGGGGUACAAAGCGACCUCAACGAGUAUCUUGGACUCUACCCUUUCUGCCCCCAGUAGAGCCGCUCGCACUCGAAUCCGCUUUGCGUAUAUGGGAUGCGAUUUGCGUUACGCAUGAUGAAUAUUCAGCGAAGUUGAUCCAAGCCGUGGACCGCGUGCCGUCGGCAGUCAUGUUCCUGGCGCUUCGCGCCGAAAGCGACUCUUCUGAAAUGCUCUGGACCCAAUGGGAGCGUGAAAAAGUCGGACUACUGCAGAUUCAGGGCUCCGAUACGCGUCUGAACAACAUCGGCAUCUCUGUCCGGCUUUCACUCGAACAGCUCCGUUUACGGGCUGACGAGGAGGCAAGGCUUAUGCAGAGCUGCUACCGAACUUCCGGCGCUCUAUUGACGCUGUACAGCAGUGCUCACUAG